Molecule: messenger RNA, 957 nt
Organism: Striga asiatica
Lineage: Eukaryota; Viridiplantae; Streptophyta; Magnoliopsida; Lamiales; Orobanchaceae
Source: the annotation of a GenBank genome assembly
AUGCGAAUGACUCAUGGUAUGCCAUGCCCUUGUGAGAUUUACCGAGCACUCCGGAACAAUCUAUUCUUUGAACCGCAUCACCUACAUCAGUUUUGGACAACUCUCCGAAUCAACUCAGAAGUCAACGUUCGUCAAGAAGAAGGAUCGAUAGAUUUGCAACAUUUUGAUAGUCUUGUUGCAGUUGUUAGGUCCAAAGAUGAUGAAUAUAUUCGAAGGGUAAAUGCUUUGCUUGAUCCUCAUGUCUACCUGGAUCAAGGAGAAUAUGGAGAACCGGAUGUGAAUGAAUCACGUAGAGGUCGACCUGCGAGCAGAGCCUCUACGAGUCGUAACUUGUCUUCAUGGGAGAUCAGUUGUCUCGACACCACUCAAGCGGUUAAGAGUUCAUCACGUAGUUUCUCUCGUGGUCGUAGUUCUUCACGUGGUCGUAGUUCCUCAUGUGGGCGUGGUUCCUCAUAUGGACGUGGUCGCGGGACAACGAAUUUCCAAAACACUAAAGUGUAUGAAAAAGUGGGAUUUAUGGAUGUGAGCAAAGAAGUUGCCCGCAUAAGGCAUGAAAGGAAUAGUGGUUGUGGUAUCGAUCAUUACAUUGUUAUGCUUGAUGACUUGUUUCCCAUUUCCACCUUAUUUAAUGCGGCUAUAAUUUGUCUAACCUAUAAUGAAUGGGACUUGACGUGGGCAAACUCUGCUUGUACUGUGUUGCCGAUGCGGAAUACAAAUGGAAAAGCAGGUCCGGAGAGGGAGAUCACCAUCCUCCGCAUUGGGAAUCACUUUGUUAGGUUACAUCUAAGUUCAUAUUCUCCCGUACCACCACAAGAUUUUCUUUGGACAAAGUACAAGGAUCCUAGUGUAGAAGGUUUUGAUCUACCAUAUCGCGCUAGAAUCUUUGAGUGGAGGAAACUUUCUGGCAACAUUGGGGACAUGAGGCAGUAUCAUGUGGACUUGACAAACGAUUGUUAA